UUGAAGAUCCAGUCCGAAAUCGUGAUAAAGUUUUCAGCACUUUGAACGGGCAGUGGGAAGAAUUCAAGAUGUUUAUUACAUCGGUCACUAGUCAUCCACCUUUACCAACAUUUGUUGAAUUGCGGUCUCCUUCGUUGCAACAUGAAAAUCUAGUAUUGAAAAAGCACAAAAAAUGGUUGAUGGCAGAUUUGAAUCUUCUCAUGCUGUGUUAAUUGCUAAUGCUUGGAAUGAUGAAACUAAUCUCCAUCAAAGAGGUCGUGGUAUGAGGAAGAAAUUAUUGGGGAAGAGGUUAUGGUCGUGGCCAGAACUCGUUCCUUAAUCAAAGUGGUCAUAGGCAGAAUUAUAAUAUGGAUCAGGGUGCACGAGGACAAGUUGGCACAGGUCGUGGUCAGUUCAGAGGCAAUCAGGGUCAUAGGUUUACUAGUCAAGCAGGGAUUAUUUGUCAAACUUGUGGAAGAGCCAAUCAUUUAGCCAAAUAUUGUUGGGAUCUACAGAAAUAUGCAACCAACUAUUCUGAAACUGAAAUUGCAGCACUCACUAGUGGAGUUGGUGGAGUGACAUUAUUUGAACCAACUGAAAAUUCACGGGUUGUCGAUUCAGGUGCUGCUAAUCACAUUGCAAACGCACCAGGAACAUGCCAACAAAGUAAAGUUCGCUGAAGAAACCAGAAGAGGAAGAUUGUACUUGAUUGAAGAUCUUACUUGAAUGUAUCCAACUUUUGCCUGUUCUGUGGUUGUAGAAGAUAAACAGUUUUCCCUAUGGCAUCAUCGUCUUGGUCGUCAUUCGUUGGAGUCUUUCAAAUCUUUAUGUAGUGUCAGGUCAUUAGCUUUGAAAAAUAUCUCUGAUUGUAAUAAGUUUGCCAUGCUUGUCAAUUCAGCAAACAGUAUUGAUUGCCUUUUCAUUUGUCCAAUAGUGAGUCGAGCAGACCGCUUGAGUUAAUUCAUAGUGAUGU
Molecule: messenger RNA, 952 nt
Organism: Asparagus officinalis (garden asparagus)
Lineage: Eukaryota; Viridiplantae; Streptophyta; Magnoliopsida; Asparagales; Asparagaceae
Exons: 2
Coding region: 348-659 (103 amino acids)
Source: RefSeq, a predicted model, not a curated record